Zophobas morio is the source of this 1511-nucleotide messenger RNA. Its product is annotated as alpha-tocopherol transfer protein-like. Gene Ontology annotation, molecular function: phosphatidylinositol bisphosphate binding. The coding region runs from base 1130 to 1420 and encodes 96 amino acids. Lineage: Eukaryota; Metazoa; Arthropoda; Insecta; Coleoptera; Tenebrionidae. The record is from RefSeq and is a predicted model, not a curated record. Gene Ontology annotation, cellular component: membrane. The transcript is spliced from 5 exons.
UUUGCGACAGUUUUAAUCGUGGAGAUUUGGAUUCUUUAUUUCAAAACAAAAAUAAGUUAAAACCGUCGUAUAAAAAAUAUGCAACAUAACCCUUUUUACUUGCCAGUAUUAGACAUGAAAUAUUGUAUACUCAGUCGACGUAUACCUAGCUAAGCUUUUAAGACAAACCGCGCUUAUAAAUCAAACUGGCUAAUGUAAACAACAAGAAAAACCGGUUUCAGACUCGCCAAAUGAAAACCAUAAAUAAAUUUGUCAGAAUAUACAAAAGUAAUGAGAUGGCCGGCCAGCUCACCAGACCUAAACCCUAUCGAAAACCUUUGUCACAUUCUGUUUGAUGAAGUAGCAAAGCCGUAUAAUUAAAAUCAAUUAAAAUAUGAAUCCCAAAAACAAUAGGAACAAAAAAUCCAUUACUAAUAAUUAUGCAGCCUUGUUUAUAAAAACAACACCAUUAGUCGCAAUUUUUCCAACGCGUCCACGUCAAGGCUGCAGACUUAAUGCAUGCAUCACCAUUCAGUAGUGUUGUUGCACCCGAACCAACCAUGUCUUUUAAGUGCAUCGAUGUUCAAAAACUGUACGAAAAAGACAAGAACGUCAGAAAAUCAGACGUGGAAAUUUUAACAGAAUGGUUGAAAAAGCAGCCACAUUUACCAGAAAUGGAAGAAAUGCAAGUAGCCGCCUUUCUCCACAGUUGCUACUACCAGAUUGAAAGAGCCAAAAUCACCAUCGACAACUACUUUACCAUGAAAACUCACCACCCGGAAUUAUUUACGACUUUGAAUGAAACCCAGCUGCGAAAAUCGAUGUCCGCGGUUUUCGUUAAGGUCCUACCAAAAACUACUCCUGAAGGCUACGUCGUCUUUUUGUUAAAACUGCUGGAUUUUAAAGCCGACUAUUUCAACUUUUUUGAUCAGGUGUGUGUGAUUAACAUGGUUUCGACGCUCUAUCUUCAUCAGAAUGGGUUUGAAACAGGCGCGGUGAUAGUAUUUGACUCGAAAGGAUUCACUUUAAGUCACUUGCGAAAUUUAACUUCAGUGCGUUGAAACAUGCGGUGGAUCACCUCCAGGAGGGUGCCCCAGUUAGGGUCAAAAGUGUCCACUUCAUAAACGUGGUCCCCGUGCUCGACAAAGUCAUGAGUUUGAUCAAACCCUUGUUAAGGGGCGAAGUUUUCAACAUGUUACAACUACAUCCGUCUAUGGAAUCGUUCCACAAACACAUACCGAAGGAAUGCAUGCCUGAAGACUACGGAGGGGGGGUUUCGUCGUGCCAGAAGCUACAAGACGAAAAUUUGGAAAACUGUCUGAAGAGUUACGAUUUUUUCCAAUGGCAUGAGUCGCAAAGGGUCGACGAGAUGAAGCGAGUCGGAAAGUGUGCCAGUUCCUUCGGGAUCGACGGGACUUUCAAAAAAUUGAAUAUUGAUUAGGGUCAGCUUUUUAAUUUUUCGAUUUUCUAAUUAUUCAAUGUUUAAAUUUCCCAAUUUUUCAUCAUUUUACUUUUGAGAUCUUUUUCAAUUU